Molecule: messenger RNA, 960 nt
Organism: Macrobrachium nipponense
Lineage: Eukaryota; Metazoa; Arthropoda; Malacostraca; Decapoda; Palaemonidae
Product: pro-resilin-like
Exons: 3
Coding region: 143-559 (138 amino acids)
Cellular component (GO): extracellular matrix
Source: RefSeq, a predicted model, not a curated record
GUGACUGGACCUCCUCCUCCUCCUCCUCCUCCAACUCCUCCUCCUCCCCCUCCGCCAGGAAGUGGGAGAAACUCAUUACAGGGCGGUUGAAAAGAAAGUCGUCGGUCGCCGGUAUAAAUACGAAGAACUCCCACGCACAUACAUGCAGUCGUCAGCAAUGGCUCUCAAGUUCGUCGUCCUCGUGUGUCUGGCUGUUCUGGCAAUGGCCGACGAGGCCCCUAUCUAUGAACACCUCCCUCCCCCACCCCCACCACCCCCACCCCCGUCCUAUGGACCUAAGGAACCAGAUUACCCUGACGUGCCCCCGAACUACACGUACAAAUACGGCGUCGCCGACGGCUACUCCGGCAACAACUACGAGCACUCGGAGGCCCGUGACGGCUACAAGACGGAGGGCAGCUACGUCGUCGACCUCCCCGACGGUCGCAAACAGAUCGUCCGGUACGUCGACAACGGAGACGGUCUCGUGGCCCAAGUGAGCUACGAGGGAGAGGCCCAGUACCCUCCGGCUCCUAGCUACCCAGCUCCUCCCCCUCCCCCACCUCCGGUUUAUUCCUAAGGGCGCCAAGGAUCUCUAGGACUCCAUUCCAGACCUAUAGAUUCAGAAAGUGGAAGUAGUUUUCCCGAAUCAAAAUGGCGGAAUUUGUGGCUUUUCACGGACUGAAGGUUGUACUCUGACUUGUGUGAGAGUAAUCGAUUGUAUUGCAUGAUUAUCUUGUUUAAAUGUUCGAGUUAAAACAUACGUGCAUACGCACAUGCACACGCGCACGCGCGCACACACAUAUACAUAUAUGAAACAUAUCAUAAAUAUGGUUACUUCUGUGUUGUAUUGUUGUUUUUUGUUGUUUUUUUCUACAUUUUCGCUGAUUUUUUUUUUUUAUUAUAUACCAUAUUUCUGUCCCAUUUCCCAUCAUAGUUAUUGUGCCAUACGAAUACUCCUAGUAAAGAUGCAUAACUAAA